Molecule: messenger RNA, 3099 nt
Organism: Alnus glutinosa
Lineage: Eukaryota; Viridiplantae; Streptophyta; Magnoliopsida; Fagales; Betulaceae
Product: protein FAR1-RELATED SEQUENCE 3-like
Exons: 6
Coding region: 241-2883 (880 amino acids)
Biological process (GO): regulation of DNA-templated transcription
Molecular function (GO): zinc ion binding
Source: RefSeq, a predicted model, not a curated record
ACUUAUGUCAUCUGAAACCUAUGCGACACGCACUCCCUCUCUCUCUUUCUCCGUCUCUCUCCGACUCUGCUGCAAUCUUCCGUUGGUGGAGAAACCCUAAAAGCACCACGAAACGCAGUCGUUUCGACCUUUCCUCUUCAGAAUGUGUCUGCUGCGGUGCUGAAAGUAUGCGGCGCAUUUCUAUGGAAUUUUUCUGUGAAUUACACACUCAAUAACUCAUUGUUGUUACGGUAGUUUAGUAUGGAUGUUCAAGUGAUAGAUGUGGAAGAAGGAAUGGGUCAUCGGGGUGCAGCAGAUGAUGGAAAUGCUGAGCUCAAUGAAGGUGAAGUAAAUGCUGCUGAUAAUUCCACAGCUCAUGAUGAGGAUGGGAUUGACGAGCCGUAUGUGGGUAUGGAAUUUGAUUCUGAAGAGUCUGCUAAGAGUUUCUAUGACGAGUAUGCGAGACGGUUGGGUUUUAGCUCCAAAGCUGGUCAGUCUAAUCGCUCUCAAUCUGAUGGGGCAACCAUUACUAGAGACUUUGUAUGUGGCAGAGAGGGGUUAAAAAGAAGGCAUGCUGAUAGCUGCGAUGCAAUGCUCAGGAUAGAGUUAAAGGGUCAAGACAAGUGGUUUGUGACAAAAUUUAUAAAGGAGCAUUGCCAUUCCCUGGUGAGUGCAAGUAAGGUGCAUUACCUUCGGCCUCGCAGACAUUUUGCCGGUGCUUCGAAGACCAUGGCUGAAACUUACCAAGGGGUGGGAAUUGUUCCAAGUGGUGUUAUGUAUGUCUCCAUGGAUGGAAACCAUGUCCCUGGAGAGGCAAAUCGUGGAGUUAGGAAAACACCUCCUGCAGAAUCCAAUCGCCCUGGUAAAAACACUGGGGCAAUGAAUUAUGUUGUUAGACCUUCUAAUCGAAAGAGGACACUUGGGAGGGAUGCUCAGAAUUUGCUGGAGUAUUUCAAGAAAAUGCAGGCUGAGAAUCCUGGAUUCUUCUAUGCAAUACAACUUGAUGAUGAUAACCGCAUGGCUAAUGUAUUUUGGGCAGAUGCAAGGUCAAGGACAGCUUACAGUCAUUUUGGUGAUGCAGUAACACUGGACACCAUGUACAGAGUAAAUCAGUAUAGAGUGCCAUUUGCUCCAUUUACUGGGGUGAACCAUCAUGGUCAGACAGUUUUGUUUGGUUGUGCGUUACUUCUAGAUGAUUCAGAGGCUUCUUUUAUCUGGCUUUUUAAGACGUUUCUUACGGCAAUGAGUGAUCACCCUCCUGUCUCUAUAAUCACUGAUCAAGACAGAGCAAUACAGACUGCUGUCUCUCAGGUGUUUCCAGAAGCCCGCCACUGUAUUAGCAAGUGGCAUGUCUUGAGAGAAGGCCAGGAAAAGCUGGCUCAUGUAUGUCACGUACAUCCUAAUUUUCAGGUGGAACUGUAUAACUGUAUCAACUUGACUGAAACUAUUGAGGAGUUUGAAUUGUCUUGGAAUUCAGUCCUUGAUAAAUAUGAUCUCAGGAGAAACGAUUGGCUUCAAUCAUUAUAUAAUGCUCGUGCUCAAUGGGUCCCCGUAUAUUUUCGGGAUUCCUUUUUUGCUGUUCUAUCUCCUAAUCAAGGAUUUGAUGGUUCAUUUUUUGAUGGUUAUGUGAAUCAACAGACCACUUUGCCUAUGUUCUUUAGGCAGUAUGAAAGAGCUUUAGAGAGCUCGUUUGAAAAGGAAAUAGAAGCAGAUUUUGAUACAAUUUGCACCAUGCCAGUACUGAGGACACCAUCACCAAUGGAAAAACAGGCAGCAAAUCUUUAUACAAGGAAAAUCUUUGCGAAAUUUCAGGAAGAGCUAGUUGAAACAUUUGUGUAUACAGCAAAUAGAAUUGAAGGUGAUGGAGCUAUUAGCACAUUCAGGGUUGCAAAGUUUGAGGAUGAUCAAAAGGCAUAUAUUGUCACAUUAAACUAUCCUGAGAUGAGAGCAAGCUGCAGUUGUCAAAUGUUUGAGUAUUCUGGAAUUCUUUGUAGACAUGUUUUGACUGUGUUCACUGUGACAAAUGUGCUUACAUUGCCAUCCCAUUACAUAUUGCCCCGUUGGACUAGAAACGCGAAGAGUGGAGUUGGAUUAGAUGAACAUGGUGGUGAAUUACAUGGCCAAGAGUGUCUGACAUUGCGGUAUAACAAUCUAUGCCGGGAAGCCAUCAAGUAUGCUGAAGGAGGGUCUAUAGCUGUAGAAACUUAUAAUGUGGCAAUGAUUGCUCUUAAAGAAGGUGUGAAGAAGGUUGCUGGGGUUAAGAAAAAUGUGGCCAAAGUUGCACCUCCUACAUCUCAGGUUAGUAGUAUUGGCUAUGAUGACAAGAAGACCUCUGCAUCAGCUUCAGAUAUGACCCCACUGUUGUGGCCACGCCAAGAUGAGGUGACACGGCGAUUUAAUCUGAAUGAUACUGGUGCUCCUGCUCAAUCUGUUGCUGAUUUGAAUUUGCCUCGGAUGGCUCCUGUCUCUCUUCACCGAGAUGAUGGUCCUCCUGAAAACAUGGUUGUUCUUCCUUGUCUAAAGUCAAUGACUUGGGUUAUGGAGAAUAAGAAUUCAGUGCCAGGGAACAGAGUAGCUGUGAUUAAUCUGAAGUUGCAAGAUUAUAGCAGAACCCCUUCAGCAGAAUCAGAGGUUAAGUUUCAGCUCUCGAGGGUAUCACUUGAACCUAUGUUGAGGUCUAUGGCCUACAUCAGCGAACAGCUAUCAACACCAGCCAAUAAGGUUGCUGUUAUAAACUUGAAGCUUCAAGAUACUGAGACAACUUCAGGAGAGUCAGAGGUUAAAUUUCAGGUGUCCAGAGAUACUUUAGGUGCCAUGCUGAGAUCAAUGGCUUAUAUACGUGAGCAGCUUUCAAAUCCUGUCGAGACCCACUCAGAGCCUCUUUCCAAAAAGCAAAGGAAGUAAAGCAUGGUAAUUGUGGACUUCAAAUUUCAUGCCCAGGUUCCUAUGGAUGGAAAAGUAGUAGGGUCACCUCUGCAGUCAGUUGGGAUGUUUGCAUUUUCUAAUUAUAUGUUGGAUAGCCUCUCUUUUCCCCUUCUCUGUAAGCUUGUCCAACAUACUUGUACAUGUAAUGUAUCAAACUUGUGAAUUCAAGGCAUAAAAGAGUCUUUUUUUAGGUCU